This is a messenger RNA of Cladophialophora immunda, 1703 nucleotides long. RefSeq lists its product as uncharacterized. The transcript has a single exon. The record is from RefSeq and is a predicted model, not a curated record. Gene Ontology annotation, molecular function: manganese ion binding; metalloaminopeptidase activity. Bases 72 to 1565 code for a protein of 497 amino acids. NCBI's taxonomy places the organism in Eukaryota, Fungi, Ascomycota, Eurotiomycetes, Chaetothyriales, Herpotrichiellaceae. Gene Ontology annotation, cellular component: mitochondrion.
GCCAUGCCUAUUGCCGUCCUCUUCGACCCUCCAACCAUCGUGUCAUCUCACUACAGACAUUGCUUCAGAGCAUGUCGAUGCGGAGGACAUUAUGGCAGACGCUCAUCCGUGCCAAUAAUGUCCUCAACCAUACCCGUGUCAUUAGUCGGCCAACAAAAUGUGAGCGAGCACAGCUGCGGCGAUACAACACUCUGACAGUCAAUGCUGCCGAUCUCUCCUUCGGACAGCCUGUCUCUGAGACCCAUCCACAUCUACUCCAGCCGGGGGAGCUGACUCCAGGUAUAACCGCGCAGGAGUAUGCCGACCGGCGCACGAGGCUCGCAGCCAAACUGCCCGACAAAGGCAUUGCCAUCAUCGCCUCCGCCGAUCUCCAGUUCCGGUCGGGCAGUGUCUUCUACGAGUUUCACCAAGAUCCUGACUUUCUCUACCUGACCGGCUUCAACGAACCCGAGGCGCUCGCCGUCAUCGGCAAAGACCCCACCGGCACGGACCACACAUUCCACCUGUUCGUGCGCGAAAAGGAUCCCAAGGCGGAGAUCUGGGAUGGCGCAAGAUCGGGCACACAGGCGGCAAAGGACGUCUUCAAUGCGGACGAGACGGGCGACAUCUCCAGGCUGAAGAAGAUCCUUCCGGACUUGGUAGGCGAAGCUUCGCAGGUGUACACGGACAUCACGAGUCCCGAUACCAACCGGUCGGCCCUCCAGCGGUUCCUCUUUGGAGCGUCCCGCAAGACGACCGAGUUCGCGGAGCUUAUCGAGUCGAGAAAAGUCCACCGGCUUCGACCGAUCAUGAACGACCUACGAGCCUUCAAGAGCGCAGCCGAGAUCGAGCUCCUGAGAAAGGCGGGAAGAGCAUCGGGACGAGCCCACACGGAAGCCAUGAGGAAGGCAUGGACGCGCGAGAAGCAGCUCGACGCGUACCUCCGCUAUCGCUUCAUCGCGAACGGGUGCGACACGAGCGCAUUUGAGCCUGUUGUGGCCGGUGGAAAGAAUGCACUGGGCAUCCACUACGUCCGCAACGACGAUGUCCUGCGGGACGAUGAGCUGGUUCUCGUGGACGGCGGUGGGAAGUAUGGUGGCUACAUCGCCGACAUCACGCGGACUUGGCCCGUGGGGGGGAAAUUCAGCGACACGCAGAGAGAUCUGUACCAAGCUGUGCUCACGGUCCAGAGGUCGUUGAUCUCUCUGUGCCGGGGCAGCGCCAAUAUGUCGCUGGACAAACUGCACAACAUCGCAGAAGAGUACCUCUCCAGCGAGCUGCGGCAGAUUGGCUUUGACGUCUCCUCCAAAGCCAUCGAGAGUCUCUUCCCGCACCACUUGAGCCAUUAUAUCGGCAUGGACGUGCAUGACACGGUGGGAUAUACGAGGAAAGUGGUACUGCAAGAGGGACACUGUAUUACCAUCGAGCCAGGGAUCUAUGUGCCGGACGACGAGCGGUGGCCGAAGCAUUUCCGGAACAUGGGAGUGCGGAUUGAAGACAGUGUCAGUGUACAGGAGGACAGCCCGUUUGUGCUGACGACCGAGGCGGUCAAAGAGAUUGUAGAUAUUGAAGCCUUGAGAGAUUAAGUGGACGUUGUCAGGCAUGUGUAUAGGGAGGCCUGGAAUAUCUCCUCUUCCUACUCCGUCUUGUGUACAUUGUUGUAUUGAUUGAGCAUUCCAUUUCCCAACAAUCAUGAUCGCACCCAUCAUGGAAACACAUAUCAG